Ceratitis capitata (Mediterranean fruit fly) is the source of this 4720-nucleotide messenger RNA. RefSeq names its product palmitoyltransferase ZDHHC5 (gene Zdhhc8). Gene Ontology annotation, biological process: protein palmitoylation. Gene Ontology annotation, molecular function: palmitoyltransferase activity. NCBI's taxonomy places the organism in Eukaryota, Metazoa, Arthropoda, Insecta, Diptera, Tephritidae. The coding region runs from base 1438 to 4191 and encodes 917 amino acids. The transcript has 10 exons. The record is from RefSeq and is a predicted model, not a curated record.
CUAAAUUUAUAGAAAUUGUACGAAAACGAGCGAUCGAGCGAAUGCGUGUGAACACGGAGCGAUGUGAAAAUUCUUCAAUUUAAUAAAUAAAUUGUACGAAAAACGUGAAUUUUUUUAUAAAUCAUUUAUUUCGCCUGAAGUGAGUGUAGUAUCUAUAAAAUAUUUUCAAGAUAAUUUGUGCAUUUCACCCUGGAGUGCGGGUGCAAUUGUGAGCUUUGAAAAAAUAGUGCCGCUGUCAAUAUCAAAGUUUAACAAUAUCACUGUGGAAAACUCGCUACUGGUUGACUGGCUGGCUGUCUAACUGGCCGAGUGACGUAUAGUACGUGAAGAAAACUCGUCCGUGGUCAUACUCAAGGAGAAAUAGCCAGCAAUCCAGUAAUGUGAAAUUUCGAAAAAAAAAUGUUCAUAAAUACCAUUUUAUAAUUUUAUAUGUAUAUCAACUACUGCCAGCCAAUUUUGUCGAUUUAAGCAUAGAGCUAGACAAUGGAAGGCGUAGACGUGUGCUAAACUAGUGGGAAAAUUCAAUAGGCAAUAGGAAAAAAUGGCAUUUGGAAGAAGCGUAUUAUUAGCCAUGAAACGCAAGGGCGUUGAGCGGCAAUGGCAAAAUGCAUGAAAGUAUAAUAAAAAAUGUGUAGUUAAACCGAAAGUGGUGGUAUAGUGUAAAAUUGAAAAAGCUGUAAUGAAAAUUUUUAAAUAAAAGCUUUAAAGUUAUAUACAAGAAAACGUUCACAAGACGUCAGCCAAAAUAAAAAAGUAAAUAAAAAACAUAAAGCAAAGUAAAAACCCCGACAACCAGCGAUUGGUGUCCGACAAUUGUUAAACGGCCGUGACGGUACGCGUGGUGUGCAUAAAAUUGCAAGCGGCGGGGUGACGGUGACGGUGAAGUGUACAUUAUCUGCAAUACUGUGCGAUGCGAUUGAAGGUGAAUGAGAUGGGUUUUGUGUGUAAAUAAAAGUGUACAAUAGUGUACAACUACGUAACCACAUCAAUGCAAUUUCUUCUAUUUCAUCGAAAAAGUAAACAAAUUACAAAAUUCGUCAAAAAAAUAAUCGACUAAUUGAGAUGUAGUAGUUCUACGUACAAAUGCAUAUGCAAUUCAUUAUCAUUACUACUGACCCGACUCUAUGUCUCAUAUACAUAUGUAUCUGCUCACUUCUAUGGCAAAAAUUGUAAAUAACUAACUACUACCAUCACAUAUAAAGUACUUUGUUAAGUGGCCCAUCAUACACUUGGUUGCUGCCAUUUAAUUAGAUAUCUUUAUACAAUUUUGUGCUUCCUCAUAUUCUGCUAUUUUGGACUGUCGCUCUACUAUCAACAGCUGUUACCUCAUAUCUUGUUUAUAUAUACAAUUUAAUACGGUUGUCUAGAGCAAUUGAAAAAAAAGUAAUUAAGUAAAGCGUGAGGAAGUUUUAAUAAUUUGACUAGAUUGGUAACAGUAUGCCCAAAUGCGACAUGAAGACUCGCUACAUUCCUGCUACAUUUGCCUGGAUUCUACUGUUAUCCACAACGUUCCUGUUCUUCUUCUAUCCCUGCCAAUAUUAUUUGAAAAGCCAUCCAUGGGUACCAGCAUAUCAGGGUGUCAUCACAUUCUUCGUUUUGGCCAAUUUCUCAUUAGCAACAUUCAUGGAUCCCGGUGUCAUACCAAAAGCAUCACCAGAUGAGGACCGAGAGGAGGAAUUUCGCGCUCCACUUUAUAAAAAUGCUGAAAUCAAUGGCAUCACCGUUAAAAUGAAAUGGUGUGUCACAUGUAAAUUCUAUCGUCCGCCACGUUGUUCACAUUGUUCUGUAUGCAAUCAUUGCAUAGAAACAUUCGAUCAUCAUUGCCCUUGGGUGAACAAUUGCAUUGGACGGCGCAAUUAUCGUUUCUUUUUCUUCUUCCUGGUUUCAUUAUCAAUACACAUGUUGAGCAUAUUCUCAUUAUGCUUAUUUUAUAUAUUGAAGAUAACACCAAACAUCAGAGACACACCGCCCAUAGUAGCUAUGGUGCUGAUGGCCAUUGUUAUAAUCCUAGCGAUUCCGAUUUUUGGUCUUACCGGCUUUCAUAUGGUGCUCGUGUCACGUGGGCGCACAACAAACGAACAGGUCACAGGCAAAUUUAAAGGUGGCUACAAUCCAUUCUCACGUGGCUGCUGGCACAAUUGCUGCUACACACAAUGUGGACCACAAUAUCCAAGUCUUCUUAAGCCAGAAAAGUAUGCAGCUCGUCGUUCACACAAAGAUGGUCAGGGCAUAAGUGUUAUCACCACCGAACGGCGCACCAAUCAACAGGGCGGCAGUAUGCGAGGCAACAAUACACCUGCCAAUGUGCCGCGUUCACCACGCGAAACGCUGAAAAACUAUUACGAUAGGGAUAAUCGACACACUCAGGUAAAGACUUAUACGGACCAGGGCAAUGGUUAUAAUCAACGGUCGGGCAGCACAACGCUUUAUAGUAAGUUGUCACCCGGCCGUGAAUGUUCCGACACCGAUAUGGAGCCGCAGGCGUCGCAAAGUCAAGAUUGUGAGCCCACACCACCACUGCAACGACACAAUUCGACAAAUUUCUACCUGCCACAAGUGGAGGCAGGCGUAAGCAAUUUAAAUAACGGUGCCAUAGUGACUGGUGCGAGCGCAAUGAUGCCCAAUGCGGGUGCUGGUGGUGGUGGUGGUGGUGGCGGCGGCGGCGGUGAUUCGCCACGUCAUAUGCGCAUGUAUCAUCCGCGACACAGUCCACUGACGCGUCAACGCGGCCUGGAGCCACAACGCGGCUAUAAUCCCGCUGAUCCACUCUCGCCCGAUCAUCCCGCACAUCCGAGCAAUCAAGCGGGCGCACAACAGCAGCAACGCAGUGGGACAACUGCAACGCCGACGAUGCAGCAACGAAUAAAACCAUUGGGUGUGGCGACACCACUGGUGAUGGCAAGUCCAGUAAGAAGAUCCAAUCCUGGUACGCCCACCCAACCAAGACGACCCGAUUUUAUUGGUCUGAAUAUACAGCAGCAGCAACAACAGCAGCCGCCGUCACAGACCUAUUACGAGUAUACGACCGGCUUACCGCCGCAACAUCCACAACCGCCUACCAUACAACAACAACAGCAACAAUUAUUAAUGCAACAGCAACAACAACAGCAGCAGCAACGUGCCAUGAUGCAACAGCAUCAACAACAACAACAGCAGCAGCAGCAACAACAACAACAGCAGCAAUUACAACAAGUACCGCUUACACAUCACCAGCAACAGGUGCUGGCCCAACAGAGCUACGGCGGUAGCCCUCAACGCCGUUUCCUCUCCGAAGGUGAACUAGUACGCCAGGGCACCAGUGAGCUUUCGUAUGCGCGCUCCAACAACACAGUGGACAAUAUACGCGAAUUGGCUGGUAGUCCACAACGCGGUGUCUACAUGUGGAAGGACACAUCACCCGGUUUCAGUAGCAGCAGCGGCAGUGCCAGCGGUGGUGGUGGUUGUGGCGGUGUUGUCGGUAUUGGCAUACCACCUUCCUCCAUGAGUAUCGGCAGCAGUGCCGGUGGCACCAUGGGCAAUAGUAUACAUCACGCGCAGUAUAUCACAGUUGGUGGCGGUAGUGGUCAAUCGCAUCCAUUGAUAAUGACACAUUCACGCAUGCAUCAGCCUGGCGAAUAUAUGCCGGCAACACAGCAGCAGCAACAGCAACAAUAUCGCUCCAAUCCAACCAGUCCCACAACAAUGCCGCCCACUUCGUCAACCAGCGCACCAACAUAUAUGAUGCGUUACGGUGUUGGCGGCAAUCCCGUUGCAUCACAACCCAACAACUAUGCGCACACAACAUCACAGGCGAUGACGAAUACAACCGUUGGUGGUUAUCAGCCACAAUUACGUGGCGGUGUCGCCGUCUUUCCACCCAAUCCAAGUGGGUCUGGCGUCGGCGCAGGUGUUGUAAGUCAAUUGCAGACACAGCCAUCGCCUCAAGUGAAACGAAAACAAACACCAACACGUCCAAUGUCAUUUGUGCGCGCACUCGAAAUGACUGAUUCCAUGGAGAUGCAAACGUUGGAACAACAACAACAACAACAACAGCAGCAGCAGCAGCAACAAGGACGUAAUAUUGUUGGCAAUAUGCCAGCGUCAGCCGUUGGCGGACCGGGCAGCCAACAUUUAGUAGGCGGUGCACGUACCACCACACCGACACCGGAGCGUGCCAGUGUCUACGACAUGAACUAUGAGAUCUCUGUAUAACCCGUGGUUGUGCCGGUUGUUGUGCCACCCGCCUCGGUGUCCAUUACGGCAACGGCUGCGGCGUAUGCGCGCAAAAAGGGCGCAAGCGUUGUAGCGAGCGCGGCUGAGCCAUCGGCGUACGCAUCAGUGCCAGUUAUGGCGGCGAAUACGCCCAAUAGGCGCAAGUUCUCCACGUUCUUUUGAAGUGCAUGUGUGUGGUGGACGGUGCGCUUUAAAGGCUAUUAUUGCCAGCCAGCCAGCAAGUAACAAUACAUAUACAUACAUAUAUUUAGUAAUAAAUAGUAGAAAAGAUUGUAAAUUUAAAAAUCUUUCUUUUUCUUGGUUUUUCUUUUCUUUAAUAUACCUUUGCUUUUUGUUUUUGUUUGUUUACUUUGAAUUAAAUUCUAAUAUCGAGUCAUUUGUAUUACAAACGAAUACACAUACGACACUUAUUCCGCUACCAAAUGCAACUAUACGCAAACACAGUUCCGUAUCGCCAAAUGUAAAUAUGUAUACAACCUAAGAUACACCUCCUAAUUAAAAAAAAAAA